AGUGAGGAGGAAGGAGGAACAUGUCCGCCGUGCAGCUGCUGCGGGUGUAGGUACAUGAGCGGAUCAGCGCUGCCGCUGAAGACUUCCUGCUGCGGGUGGAGAAAGGAGGAGAAAAGUCUCAAGUCCCGGAGCUGAGAGCGAUGCUCACCGAGCGGCUCGCGGCGGCGGGGGAGCAGAUCCUCGCGGGAUUUGAGGAAACCUUGUCAGAGUACAAGGACCGAGUGGAGCGGACAGAGAGGUCCGAGCUGGAUAUCUGCCGCCAGAGGAGGCUGCUCGAUGCCGCGAUGCAGCCCGUAGUCCGGCUGCACAGAGCAGUGUGUCCUGCAGAUGUCCAGCAACUGAUGGUGAUUAAAGAAGAGGUUCCCUCUGAACAGAAGCAGUGGAGCCCCCUUGUGGACCAGGAGGACCCAGAGACCCCCCACAUUAAAGAGGACCAGGAGGACCCAGAGCCCGCCAACAUUAAAGAGGAACAGGAGGAACUGUGGACCAGUCAGGAUGGACAGCAGCUUCAAGGACUGGAGGAGGCUGAUAUCAAGUUCACAUUGACUCCUGUCGCUGUGAAGAGUGAAGAAGUUGAAGAGAAACUUAAAUCAUCAAAGCAUCAUCCCAGUGAGACGACGGAGAACAGAGUGGACUGUGGAGUACCAGAACCAGCCAGAAACUCAGGUCCUGAUGGACGUUUACAACCAGGUCCUGAGGAAAAGACUGAAGACUCUUCUGAGACUGAAGACAGUGAGGAUGAUUGGAUGGAGACAUGGGAAACACAGACUCGUUUAAAUACAAGAAAUAACAAACAGCCUCUAAGUGAUAUGGGAUGUAAGACAGAAAAAAAACUGUUUAGUUGCUCUGAGUGUGGUAAAAUAUUUAACCAAAGGUGCAGUCUAAAUAGACAUAUGAGGAGUCAUGCAGGAGAGAAACAGUUUAGUUGCUCUGAGUGUGGUAAAAAAUUUAUGCUAAGGGAAUAUCUAAAUACACAUAUGAGGAGUCAUACAGGAGAGAAACCGUUUAGUUGCUCUGAGUGUGGUAAAAGAUUUAGCCAUAGGAGCCAUCUAAAUAGACAUAUGAGGAGUCAUACAGGAGAAACACCAUUAAGUUGCUCUGAGUGUGGUAAAAGAUUUAGCCAUAGGAGCCAUCUAAAUAGACAUAUGAGGAGUCAUACAGGAGAAACACCGUUUAGUUGCUCUGAGUGUGGUAAAAAAUUUACCGAAAGGGGCAAUCUAAUUACACAUGUGAGGAGUCAUACAGGAGAGAAACCGUUUAGUUGCUCUGAUUGUGGUCAAAGAUUUACCGAUAAGUCAAAUCUAAAUAGACAUAUGAGGCGUCAUACAGGAAAAAAAACAUUUAGUUGCUCUGAGUGUGGUAAAGGAUUUAGCCGUAGGAGCAGUCUACAUAUACACAUGAGGAGUCAUACAAGAGAGAAACCGUUUAGUUGAUCUAAGUGUGUCGUUGACGUUUAUCCUAAAUAUGAGAAGAGCUGAACCCGGUUAGGUUCAAUCCAGUAUUUAUUUAGGAAGCAAUGACAGGGUAUGAAAAGUUCAGCAAAGCAAUGGGCAUCCAGCAUACUGCCCCAGGACUCUAGCAGCCCUAGGGAGGUCUUGAGUCGCAUCAGAACGCAUCAAACAGCCUGCGUCUGUAUCUCUUAUAACAGUAGGUAGUAUAUCCUCAUGGCAUUGGAAUUCGGUAGUAAGCAGGAGCCACUCCCAGUCACGCUCAUCUGAUAGUUGCUAAGUGAAAGAUCUCUUCAUUACAGCCUUGACACAGCUGACGCCAUAUGGUGUUGUCCAUUGGAGUAAGGCAUAUUAUAAUCUAGUUAUAUCGGCUGUAAGUUCUGUUUGUACAGACAUUCGAAACAACUAAACCAAAACAACGAAAACAACAAUGUGACUUACAUACAUUCUAAAUUCAAGAUUAAACACUAGGAAGGAAAAGGUUAUUAUUAAAUAAUUUGUGUGAAGGCCAUUUAUCUGGCCCAAACUGUUAAUGCCCCCCCUUUCAAGCUUUUUUGCAUUGAGUUCAGUCAGACACACUAGCUAAAAUAUUGAAUUCAUAACCAUAAACGAUUUAAGAUUCAGUCCUACUGUAUGAGACAUGUGAGGAUUCAUAAAGGAGAGAAGUGAUUCAGUUGCAACCUUUGCAACAAAAUAUUUAUUAGGAUUUAUCAGCAGAUAUUCAUUUUAAACAUAUUCAUAGUUCACUGUUUUAAGUAGGCUAUUAACAGUUUUUGUGUCCCUAGAAAAUAUAACUCAUUGAAUAACAAGGAAGAUUUGUGUUUAUAUAUCUUGUUUCUACUGAUUUCUUAUUAGUUAUCCAUUUUUCAUAAAGUCCUUCAUGUCAUUUUAAGGUUAAAAUGUGUUCAUUGCAGAGUAUGAAUGUGUGUUUGUAACUAGUUCAUAUGAAUAAAUGUGUUUGUUUUAAGACAAUGGUUUCUUGGUUUGAGAGAUUCAAUGACAUUGUCUGUUCUCCUUUAUGUAUUGAAUGGGUUUCCAACAAUUAAAGUCUCAUAAAAAGAUAA
This is a messenger RNA of Pleuronectes platessa (European plaice), 2512 nucleotides long. RefSeq names its product gastrula zinc finger protein XlCGF57.1. The coding region runs from base 141 to 1433 and encodes 430 amino acids. The transcript has 2 exons. NCBI's taxonomy places the organism in Eukaryota, Metazoa, Chordata, Actinopteri, Pleuronectiformes, Pleuronectidae. The record is from RefSeq and is a predicted model, not a curated record. Gene Ontology annotation, molecular function: RNA polymerase II cis-regulatory region sequence-specific DNA binding; DNA-binding transcription factor activity. Gene Ontology annotation, biological process: regulation of transcription by RNA polymerase II.